AUGUCGAAUCGAUACGACCGACCUCCUCCCCGCGAGGGCAAUGGCUACGGCAACUUUGGCCGCUCCAAUGACGAUUAUAGAUCUGGUUAUCAAGAUGGAUACGGAAGCGAGCGAUAUGCCACGCCGCCAACUACACAGCAACCGCGACCAAAGCCCAGCCUUCGCCAGAUGUCGUCGAGGGGACGUAUACCACAAGUCCAGUCGCAGGGACAAUCGCAACCCUCAGAUACCCACGCUUCACGGCAAAUUACCGAGGUUUUAGACCAUAUCAAACAAGAGUGGCCUUCAAUGUGCCAAGACGACUGUAUCCCCGUACAACUGGCGCUGCAGCUGCUCGACAAGAGCUCGGUUGGUCGCGCCCACGAAUAUGGCCAGUUUCAGCAGUCGCAUAACUUUCUACAAGAGUCUCUCAAAGGAAUUGUUCAUGAACAUCAUCAGGGCUUCAAUAGUUCGAUUGGUACAUUUCAUAAAAUUCAAAGCAGCAUCCAGCAGUCUCAAAAACGAGUACGUGCUCUAAAGGAGUCGCUGGCUAGCUCGAAAACGAGUCUUUGUGCAACAGACCCAGAGCUGAAGAAGCUCUCCAAAUCAUCUCAAGAAUUCGAUGCUCUUGUACAGACGCUUAAUGAGCUCGAUGAUCUACGUGCUGUACCGGAUCAGCUUGAGGCAAGGAUAUCUGAGAAGCGUUUCUUGACGGCUGUAGAAGUACUGCAGAAUGCUCUCCGGAAACUACGAAAGCCCGAACUUGACGACAUUGGUGCUCUUGCUGAUCUGAGAAGUUACCUUGCCAACCAGGAGACUGCUUUAAUGGAUAUCCUGGUAGAGGAGCUGCAUGAGCAUCUCUAUCUCAAGUCCCCAUAUUGCCAGGAAAGAUGGCAGAACUUAGCUAAGACGCAAGGCGCCGUCACAGAAGGCUACACUGACAUCAAGCCUAUUGCCCCAUUCCAUAUGGUACUCGAUGCCAUCGAUGUCGACAAGACAGUCAGAGAGGAUCCGAUGAAAAACCCUGAGGCCGAUACAUUCUAUUAUGUUGGGCUAUUAGUUGAGUCUCUGAACAGGCUGGGCCGGUUGCAAAAUGCUGUGGAGACUCUUAAGCAACGACUGCCAGUUGAACUCUUUACUAUCGUCAACGAGACUAUUAACGAAGUGGAUCAAAGACAUCCUAGUUCGCUGAGGGGUGGCUCAGUCAGAGGUGAUGGCCUCCAUGUGUAUGGAACACGUGAAACGCAAAUGCGGGCAGAUGUCAUUUACGACCUUCUGUGGUCGCUAUAUGGCAAGUUUGAGGCGAUUGGAGAAGGCCAUCGCAUUUUCCAUGAAUCUAUCAAGGUUCUUAUCCGAAGAGAAGGCGCUGGUAAUAACAGCGCCCUCCUCGGCAGCUUCAAGGAGUUGUGGAAUCUUUACCAGAACGAGAUUCGAUCUUUACUGCACAAUUACGUUACAACAGACGCAGAUGUCUAUCAGUUCGAUUCUCCAACCCCGGGAGAUACUCUUCACGGCAAAAAGGAUGUGCGAGAGCACCUGUUCAAGUUCUCAGAGGCCAACACAAAAUCCGUUGAAAUGACGACCGAAUACGAUGCCCUUGAUAACAUUAUUCAGGAUGCUGUUCCUGGGCUGAAACAAGACAGGAAAGGGCGGAGCGCGCCCGAAGGAGGGAGAAGAGGCGGUGAUGGCGGUCUCGGAAACAGUCAUCAAACAACAGGUUCAUACAAAUCGCUGGUAGAGCCAAGUGUUUUCAACAUGAGUUUGCUGCUACCACCGACGUUGGUAUUCCUACAGCGACUAAAGAAUAUUGUGCCCCCUGGCUCGGAUCUUGCGGCAAGCACAUUGACCACAUUCUUGGACAAUUUCCUGGUCAACGUCUUCCAGCCGCAGCUAGAUGAAACUCUGGCAAAACUGAGCGACACUGUGUUUGGGGAGGCAGACGCGUUUUCACAAGAUUCGGAGUGGAGUCAGGUCGCACGUCGACCUGUCUUCCGGGGAACGACUGCCUUCUUCGAGGUUGUCACAGCUUUCUGUCGUAUGCUGGGCACAAUCCCUCCAGAUCAGGCUCUCAGUUCACUGAUCGUAACCCAAAUGAUGCGAUACUACGACCGCUGCUUCAGCUGGUUCAAGACACUUGUUGUCAAAGCGCAAGAUCAAACCACAGAGAUUAGCAAUGAGAACUUGAGAUCAUCGGCGAGGUUCGCCCUGGAUCAAGGAGAACUGCAAGAAACCAUGAAAAAGCUUUUUACGGCAGACGAUAUGGACUGGGAGCUCGCCGAAAAGGAGAUUCACCUCUUGAUGGAGCUCACAAACGAAUCGCCACUCGAUUCAGGCGAUGUUAUCCAAGACAGAGACUCUAUCUCGUCUCUCUGUCUUUUGUACACCAGCAUGAAAUGGCUUGCCGUCAAGAUUGCCGGCCUCCGUCAAAUCACAACGCACGAUACGGAUACCUCACGACAGAACCUGCCUCGACAUUCAGGCCGACGAUGGACUCUUAUGAACGAGCCCAGUAAGGGUUCCGGUGAAGAGGGACCUGUGUCUCUGCCGCUGACGCAGGAGACUGUACAGGCAUUUGACAGUAUCGUGUCGUCCUUUGAGGAACUAGCAGGAACAGCACUACUCACCCUCCAUAUGGAGAUCCGAUGUCGCAUAGUCCACUCUCUCAGCAUCGCGUUAUCGCCCACAGUGGCACCCUACCUCCUCGACCAGGAAGUGAGCGAACCUGAUCCACAAAUUCUUAAUCUCAACUCGGAAUUGGUAUUCUUUGACGAGACCAUCGUGAAAUUCCUAAGAGAGAAGGAAAUUGCCUUUAUCAGGACAGGCCUAGGACUUCUCAUCAAUUGUUACCUUGUCAGCAACGCAGGCAAGGCAUCGCCGAUGAACGACAAGGGCUGCGGUCGUAUGCAGCUCAACAUCCUCGUACUGCAGCAAAACCUGAAGAACGUGGAAGAGGGCGUGGACCUGGCGCGUGCAGCAAAUUACUUUUCUCUCUUCGAACAAGGUGCGGAUGCUAUCGUGGAGAAGGCAAAGGAGGACAAGGAACAGCAACGGGGCACGAGCGCGCAAGACCCCGACAACUUUUCUUACGACGAGUUGAAGGCACUGGUCGAGCUAUGCUAUAGUGAGGCCAUGGCUGAUCCCGAGCGAGGAAUCGCCACGGCAGCUAAGAGACAAAUGCAAGACAAACUGCUUGGUCUUAGUGAGCACAUGUGGCAGACAUAG
Messenger RNA from Fusarium coffeatum, 3201 nucleotides. RefSeq lists its product as uncharacterized. Bases 1 to 3201 code for a protein of 1066 amino acids. The record is from RefSeq and is a predicted model, not a curated record. Lineage: Eukaryota; Fungi; Ascomycota; Sordariomycetes; Hypocreales; Nectriaceae. Gene Ontology annotation, cellular component: exocyst. The transcript is spliced from 2 exons. Gene Ontology annotation, biological process: exocytosis; Golgi to plasma membrane transport.